AGAAGACUUAGGAGGAUGAAAGGUAAUGCGGCCUGCGAGGGCCGUGGGCACCCCAGAGCGCUAUCAUGUCGUGCACUGAGUCAUAAAUACGAGUGUAGGAGACUUGAAAUCCUCUUCCUGGCGGUCUUCCUUGCUUCCAGAAGGCCCCACUUUGAUACUGCAGUUACUUGGGGACACUGUUGGUCCUAUAGCAAACUUCAGUCUAUGUAUCUCUGUCUAAACUUUUUAAGUUCAGUCAACAAGGAGCCAAUCCGGACUGAGAAGACUGACCUAUGGAGAGUGAACACACCAAAGAUGAGGAAGCUGAAGCUUAGAAAGAGGAUCAGUAACUUCCCCAAGGCCACACAGCUAUAUCUAUCCGUUUUACCAACCGAUGGCGAAGCAGAGCGAACGGAGGGCAUUCUUAGCAGAGUUACAGAAUCUGUUAAGAAUAUUGUGCCAGGAUGGUUACAAAGAUACUUUAACAAGAAUGAAGAUGUAUGUGGCUGCUCAUCAGACACAAGAGAGGUUCCACAAUGGCCAGAAAAUAGAGAAGAUGAUCAUCUGGUCUAUGCUGAUGAGGAGAACUCUAAUAUUCAUGAUGGGAGAAUCACUCCUGAGCCAACAGUUAGUAAUACAGAAGAACCCUCAACAACUAGUACUUCUUCAAAUUACCCAGAUGUAUUAACAAGGCCUUCUCUUCAUCGGAGCCAUAUGAAUUUCUCCAUGUUGGAAUCUCCUACGUUACACUGUCAGCCCUCCACAUCCUCGGCAUUCCCAAUUGGCAGUUCUGGAUUUUCCCUUGUAAAGGAAAUUAAAGAUUCUACCUCUCAGCAUGAUGAUGAUAACAUCUCAACUACCAGUGGUUUUUCUUCAAGAGCUUCUGAUAAAGAUAUAGCUGUUACGAAGAACACUUCAGUGCCACCUCUGUGGUCCCCAGAGGCUGAACGUACUCCUUCUCUCUCACAGCACACUGCCACCAGCUCGAAAAAACCAGCAUUCAACUUGGCUGCCUUUGGAACACUUUCCCCUUCACUUGGGAAUUCUUCAGUCCUUAAAACAAGUCAACUUGGAGAUUCUCCGUUUUAUCCUGGAAAAACAGUGUAUGGUGGGGCAGCAGCUGCUGUAAGACAGCCUAAACUACGAAACACAGCGUAUCAGGCGCCAGUCAGAAGACAGAUGAAAGCUAAGCAGCUCAAUGCACAAUCCUAUGGUGUGACCAGUUCAACCGCUCGGCGAAUAUUGCAGUCUUUAGAGAAGAUGUCAAGCCCUCUAGCGGAUGCAAAAAGAAUUCCAUCUGUUGUUUCUUCUCCCCUGAAUUCUGUGGACUCUCCGUAUCCUCCUGUUCAGAGACUCUUGACCCCAAAGCCAGUUUCCAUAGCAAAUCGAACUGUUUAUUUUAAACCAUCUCUGACUCCGUCUGGUGAAUUAAGGAAGACUAAUCAAAGAAUAGAUAAAAAGCACAGUACCGGGUAUGAAAAACCUGUGACGCCAGGACAAACUAGAGAACAGCGAGAAAGUGGCUUUUCUUAUCCAAAUUUCAGUAUGUCUGCAGCCAAUGGUUUAUCUUCUGGAGUAGGUAGUGGAGGCGGCAAGAUGAGACGAGAGAGAACGCGCUUUGUUGCAUCUAAGCCUCCGGAGGAGGAGGAAAUGGAAGUACCAGUAUUGCCGAAAAUCUCUUUACCCAUCACCAGUUCUUCACUGCCUACCUUCAAUUUUAGUUCCUCUGUGAUCACAACGUCCUCUCCAUCACCCAUUAGUCCUUCACAAUCAUUAACAAACAAGGUACAAAUGACCUCUCCAAACAGCACUGGCAGCCCCUUGUUUCGAUUUUCAUCUCCAAUUGUUAAAUCUACUGAGGCAGAUCUACUACCUCCAUCAUCUAUUGGAUUUAUAUUCAGUGUGCCUGUUGCAAAAACAACAGAACUUUCUGGCUCUAGUAGUAUUUCAGAAUCAAUUACAAGUAGUAGUUCAGCUCAAGAUAUCAGUACAGUGAAUAGUACAAGCUGUAAGAAGAAGCCAGAUGAAGAUUGUGAGGGCCCUUUUAGACCUGCAAAAACCCUGAAAGAGGGAAGUGUCCUAGAUGUUCUCAAAAGCCCCGGUUUCGCAUCACCGAAGACAGAUUCUCUUGCUGCUCAGCCUCCUACCACAAGCCCAGUUGUUUAUACAAGACCAGCAAUAAGUAGCUUUUCUUCUAGUGGCAUCGGGUUUGGGGAAAGUUUAAAAUCUGGACCGUCGUGGCAGUGCGAUACUUGUCUACUCCAGAACAAACUUACAGACAGCAAGUGCAUCGCCUGUCAGGCUGCAAAGCUGCCGCCCAAAGAGACUGCGAAACAAACUGGAAUUGGAACACCGAAUAAAAGUGACAGAUCAGCUCUUCCCUCCUCAGGGACGGGGUUCGGAGACAAAUUUAAACCGGCAGCAGGCACUUGGGAUUGUGAUACCUGCCUAGUGCAGAAUAAACCUGAGGCAAUAAAAUGCGUGGCCUGUGAAACCCCGAAGCCCGGGACCGGUGUGAAGCGAGUCCUUACGCUGCCCACGGCUCCGGAGAGCGCGGUGACUGCGACUGCGGCUGCCGCCUCUGCCACGUGCACUGUGACCACUGCCGCCUUAGGGUUUGCUGAGCAGUUUAAAAGGCCCGUGGGCUCUUGGGAGUGUCCAGUAUGCUGUGUUUUUAAUAAUGGCGAAGACAGUAAAUGUGUGUCCUGUGUGUCUGAGAAACCAGGAAGUUCGGUACCUGCUUCAAGUAGCAGCACUGUCCCCACCUCUCUGUCUUCUGGAAGCUGCUUGGGGUUAGACAAGUUCAAGAAACCCGAGGGCAGCUGGGACUGUGAAGUGUGCCUGGUACAGAAUAAAGCAGAUGCUACUAAAUGUGUGGCGUGCGAAAGUGCAAAGCCAGGCACAAAAUCUGAGUUUAAAGGCUUUGGCACAUCUUCCUCAUCUUCAAACCCAGCAGCCUCAUCCUUCAAAUUUGGUAUCCCAUCAUCCUCUUCUGGACCUUCUCAGACCUUAACAAGCACUGGAAAUUUUAAGUUUGGAGAUCAGGGAGGCUUCAAAAUCGGAGUGUCCUCAGAUUCUGAGUCUCCAAACUCCGUGAGUGAAGGCUUUAAAUUUCCUAAACCAUUAGGAGAUUUUAAAUUUGGAGUUUCAUCUGAAACUAAACCUGAGGAAGCUAAAAAAGACAGUAAGAGUGAGAACGAUUUUAAGUUUGGACUUCCUUCGGGCGUAAGUAACACGGCUUCGUUAGCUCCAUUUCAGUUUGGCGUGUCUAAUCUCGGGCAGCAGGAGAAGAAAGAGGAACUACCUAAGUCUUCGUCUGCGGGCUUCAGCUUUGGUCCCGGUGUUAUUAACCCCACCCCUGCUGCUGCCAACACCGCAGUGACCGCUGAGAGCAAGAGCAGCUUCAGCUUUGGAACCCUAGAAACCAAGAGUGUUUCCGUGGCUCCUUUCACGUGUAAGACGUCAGAAGCCAAAAAAGAAGAAACGCCUGCCGCCAAAGGAGGGUUCACGUUUGGCAGCAUAGAGCCCGCCCCUCCGCCGUCUGCCUCGUUGUUCGUGCCGGGAAGGACAGAAGAGAAGCAGCAGGAACAGGUCACUUCCACUUCUCUGGUGUUUGGGAAGAAAGCUGACAGUGAAGAGCCAAAGUGUCCAUCAGUGUUUUCCUUUGGAAAUUCAGAGCAGACCAAAGAGGAGAGUUCUUCAAAGUCCACCUUUAGUUUCAGCGUGGCGAAACCAGCUGAGAAGGAAUCGGAACAGCCAACAAAGGCCGCUUUCACAUUUGGAACGCCAACCAAUACUACGGCUGAUCCGGGGGCCGCGAAGCCGGCGUUCACCUUCUUGAACAGCAGCGCCCCCACGUCCAGUGCGCCGGCCCCGGCCGCCGCGGGGGGCAUGUUCGGGAGCUCCGCCGCCGCCUCCAGCGCGCCCGGGACUGCCUUUGUGUUCGGACAGGCCGGCAACCCUGGGAGCGGCCCUGCCUUCGGGAGCUCGGCCGAGUCGGGCGCGUCUCAGUCGCUGCUGUUUUCUCAAGAGAGCAAACCAGCAACCACAUCGAGCGCGGCCGCGGCCGUCACCCCGUUCGUCUUUGGGCCGGGAGCCAGCAGCCACAGCACCGCCAGCUCCGGCUUCAGUUUCGGAGCCACGACCACAUCCAGCUCUGCAGGAUCCUCCUUUGUAUUUGGCACGGGGCCUUCGGCGCCAUCUGCCAGUCCAGCAUUUGGUGUUAACCAAACCCCGACAUUCGGACAGAGUCAAGGUGCCAGCCAGCCCACUCCCCCAGGCUUUGGAGCUCUGUCCUCGUCGGCGGCAUUGUUUUCUGCUGCCCCUCAGCCCACACCGCCUACUUUUGGGACCGUGUCCAGCAGCAGCCAGCCUCCGGUGUUCGGACAGCAGCCGAGUCAGUCCGCCUUUGGCUCCGCAGCAGCUCCAAGUUCCGGUUCUUCAGUUUUCCAGUUCGGCAGCAGCAGCACCACCAAUUUCAACUUCGCCAACAACAACCCGUCGGGCGUGUUCACGUUCGGGGCGAACCCCGGCACCCCCGCCGCCUCGGCGCAGCCCUCCGGCUCCGCGGCCUUCGCCUUCGGCCAGUCUUCGGCCGCGUUCACUGUGGGGUCAAACGGGAAAAAUAUGUUCUCUUCUUCCGGAACUUCGGUUCCUGGUCGCAAGAUAAAGACUGCUGUCAGGCGCAGGAAAUAAAGGUCGCGGUGUGUCCCACACCGCGUUGGCAACUGCUGGUGCCCUGCUUCUCAGAUCCCGGCCGUACUGUGCGUGGGGCUGGCUGUGGUCAGACCUGCCUGACGAGUUCCUGAGUUCGCCCCCCCCAGCCCCGCCCUCCCCUCCUCCUCCCCCGUUCAAGAAACAAUAAUCGCUAGAUCGGCGGCUGAUUCUGCCCCAGAAAUAGGAUCCAGCACAUGACCCCUGAUUGGGCGCCGCCGCGCACGCCCGGGCGGGUGGCUUUGUAGGGAGCCUCCAUGCGCGCCGCGCUGCGCUGCGCUCGCGGGUGCGCGCCGGGGGACGCGUCGACGUUGUAAUUAUAUGGGAGGAAUUCUGUAUAGAUUAGAGAAUGUGGAAGUGAAUGAUUUCUAUGCUGAGUUUGUGCUGGUGUAUGUGUGAAGUGAGUGAGUUGGGUGUAUUGUGCACUAAAAUUUUCUGAUAGAGGAAGCCUGAUUAAAGAAUGGUCCAUGCUAAGGACUUAUUAGAUCUAGUGCGUUCUCCAUUUAAUAAUUAUAUGCUAUUUCUAUAUUUUCAUUCUCCUAUCACCUGUCUUGCCUUUUUCAUUAUUUUAUUAUGAAACUGGUGUAAAUACAAUUUUGUUUCUGUACUUUUUUGGCAUAACAUAAAUCUGUGAACUUGAAAUUUUAAUUUUGUGUUAGAAAAUUUGUUUGUUCUUUGUUUAGUCUUGUCUCAGAUUUUAUUAUGUAAAUCCCAUUAUUCAAAGUUGCCUAAAUCCAUUUAGAAAUCUUUAAAAAAAAAAUUGGGGAUUCUUAAAGUGAAUUUAUUGGCUUUUCUGAUCCAGUUUUGUUUGGACCAAAAACCAGUAUUGUACAAAGUAUUAAGCAUAUAUUUUUAUAUUUACUGAAAUGGACUGUGGUGACUUUGGAUAAUAAGGAAAAGUUUAAUAUUAAAGCCAUGUUUAUUACAGUAUAAUUAACAUGUUAAACCAUGGGAUAAAUGCCAUCAAUAAAAAAUUAUGAAAUAUUUUUUGUUCUAGUGUUAACUUAUAAUGAAGGUACCAGUGUUAAUGGAAGGGAACCUUUUUUUGUAAAGGUUCGCCAUGGUCAGAGAAAUUCCAAAGAAUACAUUUAAGUGAUUUGGACAACUCCUACGUGAAGGGGAAGUGUCUGGAGGUAAAACACAGAGAAGGUACCCUGCUUUUCUUCUGGUGCUAGGAAUCACGCCUACCUUGCAUAUAAAAUGACAUAUCUUUUUAAAAGUUGAAAAUAAACACACGUAACCA
Messenger RNA from Mustela erminea (ermine), 5935 nucleotides. It is a transcript of the gene NUP153, whose product is annotated as nucleoporin 153. The transcript is spliced from 24 exons. Lineage: Eukaryota; Metazoa; Chordata; Mammalia; Carnivora; Mustelidae. Gene Ontology annotation, cellular component: nuclear pore. Gene Ontology annotation, biological process: protein import into nucleus; RNA export from nucleus. Bases 16 to 4674 code for a protein of 1552 amino acids. The record is from RefSeq and is a predicted model, not a curated record. Gene Ontology annotation, molecular function: structural constituent of nuclear pore.